This is a messenger RNA of Ostreococcus lucimarinus CCE9901, 1284 nucleotides long. Its product is annotated as Oxa1 family transporter: inner membrane ALBINO3 chloroplast. Gene Ontology annotation, cellular component: mitochondrial inner membrane. The transcript has a single exon. Bases 1 to 1284 code for a protein of 427 amino acids. Gene Ontology annotation, molecular function: membrane insertase activity; protein binding. NCBI's taxonomy places the organism in Eukaryota, Viridiplantae, Chlorophyta, Mamiellophyceae, Mamiellales, Bathycoccaceae. The record is from RefSeq and is a predicted model, not a curated record. Gene Ontology annotation, biological process: mitochondrial respiratory chain complex IV assembly; protein insertion into mitochondrial inner membrane from matrix.
AUGAGCGAUUCCAUGACGCACCUGCACGCGGCGACGGGCGCGCCUUGGUUCGUCGCGCUCGCGGCGAGCGCGGCGUUGGUUCGAGCGGCGACGGCGCCUAUAUCCGCGCGAACGAUCAAGGCGAGCGCGACGGUGAGCGCGGCGAGCGCGCUGGCGAAAUCUAGAAAACGAGGAAACUCCGAACACGUGGGGGUGCGAGAUGUUCUGGAUGCGAUCGGAGAGUUGCGAGGGAAAGCUCCGGGGACGGGCGCGCACCCGGCGUGGCUCGUCGCGGGGCCGCUGGCGCAAAUUCCAUUCUUCCUGUGCGCGGUGAUGGCUGUGCGUCGAUUGGCGGCGGAUGGGGCGAACAAUGGGCUCGUCACCGGUGGCGCGCUGUGGUUUCAAGAUUUGACCGUCCCCGCGGUGGAUGUGGCGAUGAUGACGGCGCCGAUGGGGCCGUACGGAGGUAUUUUGCCCGUGCUCACGGCGGCGGCGCUCUUCGCGAACGUGAAUGCGAAUUUCGCGUCCGCGGCGGCGCAAUCUCGGGGUAUGACGAUUGUCAAGUUGGUGUUAGAGUGGAUGACGCUGCCGAUGUUGGUGAUCGGGAUGCAGCUACCGCAGGCGGUGCACUGUUACUGGCUCACGUCGAGCGCGUGGGCGCUGGCGCAAAACCGAGCGCUGUCCACGACGUUCGCUCGAGAAGCGCUCGGGAUAAAUGCGCUCGCCAAGGUGACGCGUGAAAUUGCCGCGAGCCAAGGUCUAGGUGGCGAGGACGUGGCGAUGUCGCCGGAAGUUUUAGAGUUAGUAAAGGCUGCGGCGAAGGAGCGCGCCGGGAACAACAACGCGCAGGCGGUGAACUUGUUGCUGCGCGCCGCUCGCGGUGGUGGCGACGUCGCGGCGGCGCUUCGAGGCGAAGAUUUGGGUAAAUCACAUCCAACGGUACUAUUCGCGCUCGGUCAAACGUACGCCGUGCUUAAAGAAUGGAAAAAGUCGGCGCUGACGUAUGAAUAUUCGGCGCGGGCCGAACCGGAUCCUUUACGGCGUUCGCGCGCGCUUAUGGGCGCCGGCGUCGCGCGCGCGCGUCUAGGUGAUCUUGGCAUGGCCAGCGAGGCGUUAUACGAAGCUAAUCGUUUGAAUCCAACCGAUGCUAGCGUUAAAGUGGCGUUGGCGAGCGCCUUGAAGCUAAAUGGUGAUCCAGAACGCGCUUUGGAAAUUUUGCGCGAGGCGGCCGAGUUGCAACCGGACAUCGACGAGCGCUACGUCAAGCCACUUGAACGCGAGCUCGCGAGCAGAACGAGCGCGUGA